CCCUCGCAAAAGGCCCCGGCGCCUCUCCCUUAUCUCUCCCUGUGUCCAUCCAUUUCAGCUCCGCAAUCGGUCCAUGAGCCGCUUCCUCCGCCAACUGAAAGACCGCUCGCUCCUCAACCAUGCCGCCACUCUCCUGACCGCUGGGUCGUUCAUCUACUUCGCUUACAGCGCGGCGUUCUCGCGCCUUGGCUUCAUCAUUUCGGCCAACGGCCCGUCGAUGCUCCCCACCCUGAGGGACGGCGGUGACUGGUACAUCGGGGACACCUUCUCCGCUCGGCGCCGCCAAUACAAGCUCGGGGACUUUGUCGCCGUCAUCUCGCCCUAUGAUAAGACUCGGCUCCUUUGUAAGCGCAUCACCGGAAUGCCCGGGGAUGUGGUGGUCCGGGAUCCAGAGUAUCUUGGCGCGGCCACGGUCACGAUCCCGGAGGGGCACAUUUGGGUGACCGGAGACAAUGUCAACGCGUCGGUUGACUCGCGUUUCCUCGGCCCCAUCCCCGAGACCCUCGUUUUCGGUAUCAUUCGGGCGCGGAUCUUUCCUUUCAGCCGAUUCCGCCUCUUCGGGGACCAUAUCAACGACGCGACGGCCAUCCAUCUUCAGACAGUGGGCCACACUCCCAGCACGUCUGGCAAGCUGAUCCUCGACCCGGCCCAAACCGGCGCCAUGCCGGCCCAAAAUGAUCGGUGGACCUUUCGCUGGUUCGGUGACAGCGACAAGUAAGCGCAGACACACUGAGCAUGCUCAAGACCCCUUCCCCCUUGUGAGGCACAUGCGUCCAAGGCCCCCCGGUCGGCUGGCCGAUCGGGCUUGCUACUGGCCUACUCCCUCGUGUCCUGCUCGUAUCUGCCUCCCCCCCCCCCCUCCCCUC
This is a messenger RNA of Fonticula alba, 866 nucleotides long. RefSeq lists its product as hypothetical. NCBI's taxonomy places the organism in Eukaryota, Rotosphaerida, Fonticulaceae. The transcript is spliced from 7 exons. The record is from RefSeq and is a predicted model, not a curated record. Gene Ontology annotation, cellular component: membrane; mitochondrial inner membrane peptidase complex. The coding region runs from base 74 to 718 and encodes 214 amino acids. Gene Ontology annotation, molecular function: serine-type endopeptidase activity.